Dicrocoelium dendriticum is the source of this 1036-nucleotide messenger RNA. NCBI's taxonomy places the organism in Eukaryota, Metazoa, Platyhelminthes, Trematoda, Plagiorchiida, Dicrocoeliidae. The record is from the annotation of a GenBank genome assembly.
UGACCAAUGACCUUGAAAUCCAACCUUGGUGCCCUCCGUUAAUGUGGAUUCGCCAGUGCCGUUAUGUUCUCUACUCUCACCAGUGAUGCACUUCUGGAAGAACAGCUACCCCGCAUUGUUGAGCACCGGUAUAAGUCCUUUGGAAAGUCCGCUGUCGAACCCCUACUGGAACCUUUCUGGAAAUGGGGAGUAACUUUUGUGCCCAAGAGAGUGGCCCCCAACACCUUGACUUUAUCGGGUCUGCUCGCAAAUGUUUUCUCCACACUCAUAAUCUUGUACUAUAGUCCAAAUUUUCGUAAUGAGAUACCUGCUUCAUCUGUUUUAUUCUUUUGUGCAGCUGUAUUUUUGUAUCAAACAUUGGACGCUUUAGAUGGUCUCCACGCACGUAGAACAAACACCUGCUCCCCUUUAGGCGAGCUCUUCGAUCACGGAUGUGAUGCAAUCUCUAUGUAUGUUCUAUCGAUGGGGUACUUCUCUAUCAUUGGAUUUGGGAACAGCCCUAUUGCAAUGCUCGUUGAGUUUUUUAUACUUAACUGCACUUUUUAUGCCUCUCAAUGGCAGUCAUUUGUCACUGGAUCCAUGUCUUUCGAUGGCUUCAGCGUAACUGAGUCUCUCCUCUUUCUGAUGCUUGUGUCGAUCAUCUCGGCAUUCUUCGGUGUCCAGCUUUGGACGUUUAAGGAGCCGUUCCUCGGUAUCGAACUGAAUAAGAUCCAAUUCUGGAUCGCCGUGGUUGGUUCUACCGUGCUGUUUGUUCGAUUUGCUCAUACGAUCUCCGUCGAUGGUGUUGGGAAAUGUGGUACCACAGUCGCGGUCAUCGGUUGUCCGCUGCGGUUCUUUUUCCCUUCGCUCCAAAGGAGUGCAUAUAAUGCGCGACGUGGAACGCGUGAGCCGGUAUGCGCAGUACUUGACCGAACCAACGCGAGUGGUGUUGGAUACAUAUGCUCUGGAGACCAGGACUGUCCGCUCCCAUGAUUCUGCUUCUAACUUCCGCGUUGCUGACAUGGUACUGCCGCCAUACGUGUGCAAUCGAACGUAU